Messenger RNA from Ochotona curzoniae (black-lipped pika), 1425 nucleotides. RefSeq names its product translocase of inner mitochondrial membrane 44 (gene TIMM44). The record is from RefSeq and is a predicted model, not a curated record. The transcript has 13 exons. NCBI's taxonomy places the organism in Eukaryota, Metazoa, Chordata, Mammalia, Lagomorpha, Ochotonidae. Gene Ontology annotation, biological process: protein import into mitochondrial matrix. Gene Ontology annotation, cellular component: mitochondrial inner membrane. Gene Ontology annotation, molecular function: protein-folding chaperone binding. Bases 65 to 1423 code for a protein of 452 amino acids.
AGGCAGGAGCGGCGAGUGACGCCAUCAGGCCGCGACGCCAGAAGGUCACACGGGAUCCUCCGACAUGGCGGCGGCGGCGCUGCGGAGUGGCUGGUGCCGCUGUCCGCGGAGGUGCCUUCGCAGUGGGAGCCAGUUUCUUUCCGGCCACAGCCUCCCCCAUGGCCCAGCCUAUCAGAUUGGCCAGCCAGGUGGAGCACCGACCCUGCCCAGAGCAUACUCUACUGGAAACAGAAAAGGAUUCCUGUCGGGCUUGCUGGAAAACAUCAAACAGGAGCUGGCCAAGAACAAAGAGAUGAGAGAGAACAUCCAGAAAUUCCGGGAUGAGGCCAGGAGGCUGGAAGAGUCCGACGCGCUCCAGGAAGCCCGGAGGAAAUACAAAAGCAUUGAGUCAGAAACCCUGCGUACCAGCGAGGCCAUCAGAAAGAAGCUGGGAGAGCUGUCGGGCACCAUGAAGGAGAGCCUCGAGGAAGUCAGUAAGAGUGACUUGGGCCGCAAGAUCAAGGAAGGCGUGGAGGAGGCGGCCAAGACGGCCAAGCAGUCAGCCGAGUCCGUGUCCAAGGGCGGCGAGAAGCUGGGCCAGACGGCCGCCUUCAGAGCCUUGUCCCAGGGAGUAGAGACGGUCAAGAAAGAAAUUGAUGACAGUGUGCUGGGCCAGACGGGGCCCUACCGCAGGCCCUCACGCCUCCGCAAGAGGACCGAGUUUGCGGGAGAGAAACUCAAGGAGAGCAGAGUAUUCCAGGCCAACGAGGAGGCCCUGGGCGUGGUGCUACACAAAGACUCCAAGUGGUACCAGCAGUGGAAGGACUUCAAGGACAACAACGUGGUGUUCAAUCGGUUCUUCGAGAUGAAGAUGAAAUAUGACGAAAGCGACAACGCGCUCAUCCGGGCAUCCCGGGCCCUGACAGACAAGGUCACUGACCUCCUGGGGGGCCUGUUCUCCAAGACGGAGAUGUCCGAGGUGCUCACGGAGAUCCUGCGGGUGGACCCGGCCUUCGACAAGGACCGCUUCCUGCGCCAGUGCGAGAGUGACAUCAUUCCCAAUAUCUUGGAGGCCAUGAUUUGUGGGGAGCUGGACAUCCUCCGGGACUGGUGCUACGAGGCUACGUAUAGCCAGCUGGCUCACCCCAUCCAGCAGGCCAAGGCCCUGGGUCUGCAAUUUCACUCCCGCAUCCUGGACAUCGACAACGUUGACCUGGCCAUGGGCAAGAUGAUGGAGCAGGGCCCCGUGUUGAUCGUCACCUUCCAGGCGCAGCUGGUGAUGGUGGUCAGGAACCCCAGGGGCGAGGUGGUGGAGGGCGACCCGGACAAGGUACUGCGCAUGCUGUACGUGUGGGCGCUCUGCCGCGACCAGGACGAACUGAACCCCUACGCAGCCUGGCGCCUCCUGGACAUCUCAGCCUCCAGUACAGAGCAGAUCCUCUGAGC